AUGUCUGGAAGAAGAAAACCACCACCACCAGGUUUUAGUUUCAAACCGCAGGAAGAACAGGUCACUGUAACUCCUCCAAGAAAUCUAGACAAACAGACUACAAUUACAGUAGAUGAUAAAACAUUUACUGUUCAUGCUGAUGACUUGGUCAAGAUUUGUGACCUUGGCCGUGGUGCCUAUGGUAUUGUGGAAAAAAUGCAUCACAAACCCAGUAAUACUAUAAUGGCUGUCAAGAGAAUCACAGCAUCUUUUAACACCCAAUCCUUGGAGCUUAAGCGCUUGUUGAUGGAUCUCGAUGUUUCCAUGAGGGCUAGUGCAUGUCCUUACACAGUACAUUUCUAUGGUGCCAUGUUUAGAGAGGGAGAUGUGUGGAUCUGUAUGGAAGUAAUGGAUAUGAGUCUAGACAAAUUCUACACCAAGGUUUAUAAGAACAAUAAAACCAUAACUGAAAACAUUCUUGGCAAAAUAGCAUUUUCAGUUGUAAGCGCCCUUCAUUACCUUUACUCAAAGUUAAGAGUCAUCCACAGAGAUGUCAAACCUUCUAAUAUAUUGAUUAAUAGAAAAGGAGAGGUGAAGAUGUGUGACUUUGGCAUUUCGGGAUAUUUAGUGGACUCUGUAGCGAAAACAAUAGACGCUGGCUGCAAACCAUAUAUGGCGCCAGAACGUAUUGACCCGAGCGGUAAUCCUGGUCAAUACGACAUUCGUAGCGAUGUUUGGUCGCUCGGUAUAUCAAUGAUUGAGCUUGCGACCGGAAAUUUUCCGUACAACACCUGGGGCACACCGUUUGAGCAACUGAAACAAGUAGUCAAAGAUGACCCCCCUAGUCUUCCAAGUGGACAGUUCUCAGCUGAAUUUGAGGAUAUGAUCACGAAGUGUCUCAAGAAGGAUUACAAGCAGAGGCCUAACUACGACGCUUUGCUCACCCAUCCAUUCUGCCUUGAGCAUAGCCAGAAAGAAACGGAUGUGGCUUCCUUCGUGCAAGAAAUACUGGACUUACCAGAUGAUUCC
Messenger RNA from Brenthis ino (lesser marbled fritillary), 1008 nucleotides. The record is from the annotation of a GenBank genome assembly. Lineage: Eukaryota; Metazoa; Arthropoda; Insecta; Lepidoptera; Nymphalidae.